AGAGCCCGCCCCCUUUUUUUGCCAGUUGUGUCAGCUGGUCUGUAGUCAACUGUCCACAAAGACACCGAGAAGUUCCGAGCGAGUAUUACCGACGAGCUGGCGGCCUAAAGAAAUGGGAUAACCGGGAUCUCCGCCUUCACGACAACUUGAGACUGAACGAACAACCACCGGUAGCCGUCCGCCAGCCUCAUGACGGGUGCGCAGGCUAGCUAUCUGGCUAGAUAGCUGGCCGGCUAACGUUAGCUAUUUGUUUGCCGAGCAAAGAAGCGUCAUCACGGCUUCGAUGGAGCUCAGUGCAAGGCAACUGCACCAUCGCCCGCCGCCAAGCGUAAAGCAGGAGCAGGAUGACGACUCGGACGCGGAGGAGGUGAGCCUGGGCCUGCGGAGGACCGAGAACGGGCUGGAGUCGCAGAUCAUCCACAGCGGGCACUUCAUGGUGUCGUCGCCGCACAGUGAGCACCCGCCGAAGAAAGGCUACGACUUCGACACUGUCAACAAGCAGACCUGUCAGACGUACCACUUUGGAAAGGCCAGCACGUCCCACAUCUCCAUUGAUGCGUCCCUCACCAAGCUCUUUGAGUGCAUGACACUUGCGUACAGCGGUGAGCUGGUGUCUCCCAAAUGGAAAAACUUCAAGGGUCUGAAGCUGCUUUGGAGAGACAAGAUCCGCCUCAACAACGCCAUCUGGAGGGCCUGGUACAUGCAGUAUGUGGAGAGAAGAAAGAAUCCAGUUUGCCACUUUGUGACUCCUCUCCAUGGAAAUGUAGACCUGGAGCAUCGUAGUACAGAGAUGAUCACCACGGAGGGCAAAUGUUGGAGGAGACGAAUCGAGAUUGUCAUCAGAGAGUAUCACAAGUGGAGGACAUACUUCAAGAAAAGAGUUGAGAUUUCAUUAAAUUUGCAGAAGCACAAGGAUGACGACCUGUCAAGUUUGCUCAAGGGGCCCAAGGAGCAGUUAUCGCUGUUUGGGGAAGUCCCUCCAGCCAUGCACCGUGUCUCCCUUUAUCAGGAUGAAGAGAGCGAAGUGCCGCCCCCCAUGGACCUGGAGAGCCUCUUUGACAUGGAGGUUCUGAUUUCGGAGGUCUCAGACACGUUGUUCAGCACCUUCCACCAGCCCAUGGCCUGGCCCAGCCCCAAGGAGCCCACGUAUGCAGGGAAUGCAGACAUGAUCCAACCGAGACUCAACCCCUUACAGCCCAACCUCGACUUUAUGGAGGACUCUUCUGACCCACUACAAGACUUAUUUCACAGCUACCGUCAACCCGUCUUCCCCUCUGUUUCCCCUACUGCACCAUCAGUCCCCCCUCUGCCCAGCAGCAGCUCUCAGUCCCAGGUCCAGUUAAUGUCAUCCAUGCAGCUCCCAGUCAGCCCCUUGGCGAUCCCGUCACCCCUGACCUGUCAAACUAGUGGAGCCAGUGAUGGGGGUGAUGGUGCCAUUGUGGAAAACUACCUGCCUCUUUAUCCGGGCCAAGUGGCGCUGGGCAAUCACGUUGCAGUCUCCACCCACAAUCCCCUGGUGUCUCAGUGCCUUCCCAUUCACGACGUGGGGGCGCCGCCCUUGGAUGAGACCUUAGCGCCCUCCGCCAUCGCACACUCCUCCACGGCAGGCGCCAGCUCCGCAUGUACGCAGGCUGCACCUGCUCCAUCCCGGCCGCCGUCCUUGAAUGAGCUCACCGCCCCCGCCGUUCAGCCCCAGCAGAUGUUCGCCGUACCCGUGCGCCUGCAGCCGACCGGCACUCCCAAAAAACGAGUGUUGAAGAAAAUCAGCCCAGCCAAACCGCUCACCCCCCCGCAGCUGUACUUCACAGCCGUGAUCCCAACUAUGAAAGCGGAUGCGACGCCCCCUCCAACUGUGAUGAUCGCGGCCUGUGGAAUUCCUGUUGUACCUCAAACACAGAAGUCUUCUCAGCACAUGGCCCCCUCAGAGAACCGAAAGCAGGAAUCGCCAUCCAGUGUUGUUCAGGGUCAGCCAGGAUCAGGUCAAGGUUCACCUUGUUCUUUUGAUCAAGUUCCCAGUCCACAAUCUCUGAUCAGCAGCAGUACAACACCUCAGAGCCAAAGAAGAGCACACCAAGCCGAGCAGAACAGACGCUUAAUGAACUGUCGCUACAAAAUGCUCUGCAGCCUAGUUCCCACCCUCAACUCCAAGUCUCCUACUAACGCCGUCACAAUACAGAAGACAGUGGAGCACAUUGAAAAGCUCAAGCAGGAGAGGGAGGAGAUGCAGAUGGAAAUUAGGAAGCUGCAGGAGGAGAUUGCGGAUCUCAACGCGUCCAUCAGCCUGUGUCACGACCAGCUACCCGAGAGCGGAGCGUUGAUAACGCAGGAAUACUUUGAACACAUACAGUACAAGUUCAAUGAGUACGUCAAGCGGCGCACUCGGCAGAACUGGAAGUUCUGGAUUUUCAGCAUCAUCAUCAAGCCUCUCUUCGAGUCCUUCAACAAGAUGGUGUCCACCACGAGCCGAGCCGAGCUCGGCAAGACCACGCUGGAGUGGCUGGAGCGACACUGCUCCCUCAUGGCGCUCAGACCCAUGGUCCGCAGCACCCUCUGCCACCUGAGCACCAGCACGUCCAUCCUCAGCGACCCGUCGCUUUUGCCCGAAGAAGCCAUCCAAGCCAUAACGUGUGCUGAUGUCAGUCCUCCCCCUCAGGCCAGGUGAUGAAGCUCAUCGUCAUCAUCACCACCACCACGGAGGACUUGCCAUGUCUUCCUCAUGCUCACAGGAGGCCUUACGUUUUUUUUGACAUUUGUAUCAUUUCUGUAUUGUUCUUGUGGCCUGACGAGGUGUUAGCGUGAGAGCAGCACGUUCGCCUUGUGGACAGUGAACAAUAUUUCAAUGACUACUGCAAGGAUGCAAACACAAAGCAGCAAAUGUUCAAAAGGGAAAUGCAAAGUGCUUGUUGAAGAGCUUUGUACAAGUAGACUGUUUUGUUUUUUUAUACAGCCCAAUGUUUGUCGUUUGUUUUUCCGUCCUUCACAUUUGGCUUGCUCAGCUUUUUUCUGGUGAGCGACGUGACCCUACAGCCCUCAUAGGGAGCUUCACUGAAACACAGCAAUACUCGUUGUAGAUAUGUUGGGCCACAACGUGGCUAUCCACUUUUGGCAUUGUGCAAAAAAGAUGUACUGACAAUGAACAACAAAAAGCAGAUGUUAAAGAGAAAAACAUUUUAUUUGAGCAGUUUUAUGAUUGUGAUGUGUUUUUCAGUGUCAGUCUUUGGAUUUGCGCCCGUUUUUGUUGUUUUUUUUUUUCAGCAUCAUCCUUUUUUGGUUCCUACUUCCUGGUUUUCACGUUUAGUUUGCUUUUUGGGCCUUUCAGCUUAACAAUGCAGUGGCUGUUUCAAGGCCUUCAAACCGCCACGCACAGCAAAACACCAUCAAGUUGAAAGUAGGAAAAGGAAAUAUGAAGACUGACACAGAAAAACAUAGUAGAAGAUAAUACCCCAAUGAAAAAAACAGAUGGAAUCUUUUUCAGUGGCAGCCUUUUACUACAAUGCCAACAUUUAUUUCCCAUGCCAGGAGGCGGUCUUCUGGCUCCAUGUGUAUACAGCAGGGGUGUCCAAAGUGUGGCCCGGGGGCCGACAAAAAUACAAUUAAACAAGAAAAAAAGACCAGUAGUUUUACAAGAAUAAAGACAAAAUAUUAAGAGAGUUAAGUCAUAAUAUUAACAGGAAGAGAACUGCAUAAAAUUUGGAACAUUAGGUUGGGGAAAAAGUUCUAAUAUUGGGAUAAUAAAGUGAAAAUAUGAAAAAUGAGAAUAAAUGCACCAGGAGGAAGUUGAACGAAAAAAGUAAUGUAAUUAAUAACAGGCUUUGUGUAUACUGUAUAUGCUUUAGCACAAAGAUCAGAUGCAGGCUGGCUUUUUUCUUUCAAUGUAAAACAAAUGUCUCGGCCUAUCUGGUAUGGAACAUGCAAAAGUGGCCCCCAGCAUCCUUCUGACUUUUCAGUAUGCGGCCCUCGGUGGAAAACCUUUGGACACCCCUUGUAUGCAGCAUGCGUGUGUGUGUGUGUGUGGAUGGCUUUUUUCUACUUGCAUGGAGUCCUGUGUUGAGGUUUUUUAUGAUGAUGAUUAUUAUCAUUUUCCAUGUUGUUCCCGUGCAGUUUUUGAUGUCAAUCAAACCUCUUCUUUGUUGGUGUCUCAGGGCAGCGCUGGCGAGUGCAAUUAUUUAAUAGAACAAGUGCAGUCAGGAGCAAACACGGCGGCUUCUUCUCAACCUCCUUUUCUUGUUUUUGUUUUGUUUUUUGUUGAAACCACCAAACACUGCAUUGUUGCGUUUCGUCACAUCAACACCAGGCAAAGCUCUUCACUCAGCCACCUCACGUGUGACACAUCGGUGUACUCCUGUUCACGUGUACUGUUUCAUCAUUUGUUUAGCAGUUGCUUUUUACAGUGUUGCCCGUCCACUGGGGCGUUUUUUUGUUGUUGUUUUUUUUACUGCAGGACCAUGCAUCUGCACACACCUUGUGUUGUAUUGAGAAUCACGAUUUUAGUCUUCUCUUGUCACGUACUUAGUUUGUUCGUAGCACAGUUGCCUCUUUCAUUUGUUUAAAAGUAAAAGUUGUUUUCAUAUGCUGAAUCCUUUUCUUCCAAAGUUCUCCAAUGUCUUCAUGCAACACGAUGCCUUAAACAGUUCUGGAUGGCAAUAAA
Dunckerocampus dactyliophorus (ringed pipefish) is the source of this 4648-nucleotide messenger RNA. RefSeq names its product MLX interacting protein (gene mlxip). NCBI's taxonomy places the organism in Eukaryota, Metazoa, Chordata, Actinopteri, Syngnathiformes, Syngnathidae. The transcript has 17 exons. Gene Ontology annotation, cellular component: nucleus. Gene Ontology annotation, molecular function: RNA polymerase II cis-regulatory region sequence-specific DNA binding; DNA-binding transcription factor activity, RNA polymerase II-specific; protein dimerization activity. Bases 284 to 2662 code for a protein of 792 amino acids. Gene Ontology annotation, biological process: regulation of transcription by RNA polymerase II. The record is from RefSeq and is a predicted model, not a curated record.